AUGUCUCCAGCUUCUACUACACUCGACCCACACACGGAUGAGAAGACCGUCGAGGAGCUCCGCAUCGAGGAGCUCCUCGCUCAAGCCGAGAAGGGCACUGAGGCCGAGCACAACAUGACUCUCAUGGCCGCUCUCCGCAAGUACCCCAAGGCCGCUGCUUGGUCAAUGGCCCUCUCGAUCGCCGUCAUCAUGGAGGGCUACGACUUGACCUUGCUUGGUAACUUCUACGCCUACCCAAGCUUCCGCAAGCGCUUCGGCACCCACUACAUCAACGACAAGGGCGAGGAUGACUGGCAAGUCCCUGCCCGCUGGAUGGCGGGUAUCGGCAACGCCGGAGCUGCCAACGGUAUCCUUGCCGAGCGCUACGGUUACAAACGCACCUUGUUCUGGACUCUCAUCUGGUUCAGCGGCGCCGUCUUCCUCUUCUUCUUUGCCAACAGCCUCGAGAUGAUCAUGGGUGGCCAGGUCAUUGCCGGAUUCGCGUGGGGUAUCUUCCAGACGCUCACUACGACUUAUGCUGCGGAGGUGGCCCCUCUGCCUCUUCGCGGUAUCCUCACCACCUGGGUUAACGCAUGCUGGGGUAUUGGCCAGCUCAUUGGUGUUGGUCUCCUCCGCGGUCUCCUGCACCGUACAGACGAGUGGGGAUGGCGCAUUCCCUACGGUCUCCAGUGGUUCUGGCCGGUUCCCCUCAUCAUCAUCGCUGUCACCUGUCCCGAGUCCCCCUGGUGGCUCGUUCGCAAGGGCCGUGUCGAGGACGCACGCCACUCGCUUGGUCGCCUCUACUCUGGUGACAGCGGCGAGGAGAUUGACAACACUGUCGCCAUGAUUGAGCACACGAUCGCCAUGGAGCGCGCCACUAGCUCUACUGCCAGCUACGUCGACCUGUUCCGCCGCAAGAACAUCAGGCGUACCGAGGUUGUCUUUGGUGCCUGGGCUGUUCAGCAGCUUUGUGGAUCGGCGUUUAUGGGAUACUGCACUUAUUUCCUUGAGCAAGCCGGUCUCUCCACUGAGAACGCCUUCUCGAUGACCAUGGGCCAGCACGCCAUCAACACCGGUGGAACCUUCAUCGCCUGGGCGUUCAUGGGCGCUGGUGUCGGUCGCCGUACACUCUACCUCUAUGGCUGCCUGUGGAUGGGCUCCGUUCUGCUCAUUAUCGGUGGCGUUUCCACCAUUCACACUACCGCCGCGUCUUGGGCUGCCGGCGUCAUGCUUCUCAUGUGGAGUGUUGCCUACCAGUUCACUGUUGGCACCGUCUGCUACUCGCUCGUGGCUGAGAUCCCGUCGCGUCGCCUCGCCAUCAAGUCCAUCAACCUCGGCCGCGCCUUCUACAGUGUUAUUGGCAUUAUCAACGGCUCGUACAUGGCCUACAUGCUCAACCCGACCGCUUGGAACUGGGGCGGCAAGACUGCCUUCUACUGGGCUGGCAUGGCCUUCCUCUGCACCAUCUGGAUCUACUUCCGCCUCCCCGAGCCUCGCGGUCUCACCUACCAGGAGAUCAACGCUCGCUUCGACGCCGGAGUGCCUGCUCGCCAGUUCCAGACUGUCGACAUGGACAUCUUUGAGCGCAACGACAAGACUCUUGCCGCUGGCAACAUCGCUAUUGACAACAAGCACGAGACCGUGCACAAGGAGGUCGUCGUCUAA
This is a messenger RNA of Apiotrichum porosum, 1644 nucleotides long. RefSeq lists its product as uncharacterized. The transcript has 5 exons. The record is from RefSeq and is a predicted model, not a curated record. Gene Ontology annotation, biological process: transmembrane transport; carbohydrate transport. Gene Ontology annotation, cellular component: membrane. The coding region runs from base 1 to 1644 and encodes 547 amino acids. Gene Ontology annotation, molecular function: carbohydrate:proton symporter activity. Lineage: Eukaryota; Fungi; Basidiomycota; Tremellomycetes; Trichosporonales; Trichosporonaceae.